Messenger RNA from Colletotrichum higginsianum IMI 349063, 1302 nucleotides. Its product is annotated as amidohydrolase. Gene Ontology annotation, molecular function: dipeptidase activity. The transcript has 2 exons. The record is from RefSeq and is a predicted model, not a curated record. The coding region runs from base 1 to 1302 and encodes 433 amino acids. NCBI's taxonomy places the organism in Eukaryota, Fungi, Ascomycota, Sordariomycetes, Glomerellales, Glomerellaceae.
AUGCCUCCCGCUGAAGACGACGAUGACUUCGUCUUCGUCUCCCACGCAGACGCCCACCCCGCCGCAGGCCCCUCGUCCCCCGAGCACCUCGAUGAGAUCUCCGCCGUUGUCGCCGACCUCGCCGACAGCCUGUGGCCAGUCAACAAGACGAUCCACGACAACCCGGAGCUCGGCUACCACGAGUUCAUCGCCCACAACGCCCUCACGUCCUUCAUGCGGACCCAGCCCGGCUGGCGGGUGACGCCCUCGGCCUAUGGCAUGGCCACGGCCUGGGUCGCCGUCUGGGAUAGCGGGCGCAAGGGGCCCGUCGUGUCCUUCAACGCCGAGAUGGACUGCCUCCCCGGCAUAGGCCACGCCUGCGGCCACAACCUCAUCGCAACCGCCUCCCUCGCCGGCGCCCUCGCCACCGCUACCCUCCUCUCGCGCCACCGCCUCCCCGGCAAGGUCGUCCUCUACGGCACCCCAGCCGAGGAGGGCGGCGGCGGCAAGAUCCGCCUCCUCCGCGCCGGCGCCUACGCCGACCACGCCGUCGACCUCAACCUCAUCUCCCACCCGGGCAUCGUCGCCGACACCGCCCUCAUGCGCACCUCGGCCUACGCCUCCCUCCGCGCCGAGUUCUUCGGCGUCGAGGCACACGCCGCCGCCAACCCCUGGCUCGGCGUCAACGCCCUCGACGCCCUCGUCAUCUCCUACAACGCCAUCUCCGUCCUGCGCCAGCAGACCAUGCCCGGCGACGUCGUCCAAGGCAACAUCACACACGGCGGCGCCCGCCCCAACAUCAUCCACGCCUACGCCGCCGGCGACUUCGUCGUGCGCGCCGACUCCAGCGCCCGCCUCGCCGAGCUGCGGCGCAAGGUCGACAGGUGCUUCGCCGCCGGCGCCGAGGCCACCGGCGCCAAGCUGCGCAUCACGCCCACGGGAAGCUACCUCGACCACGUGCCCAACCGCGUCCUGGGCCGCUCCUACGCGCGCUACUUCAACGCCCUCACGGACCCUGGCGAGUCCGGGAUCCCCGUCGACCAGGACGUUGACGAGACCCGCGGCCGCACCAUGGCGAGCACCGACCAGGGCGACGUGAGCUACGCCAUGCCGAGCCUCAGCGUCGGCUUCGCGAUCCCGCCGGGGGAUAAGGGCCAAGGGCCGCACAAUCCCGAGUUCGCCGAGGCGGCCGGCACGAGGGUGGCGUUCGAGAGGAGCUUAAGGGUCGGCAAGGGGCUGGCCGGCGUCGCGUUCGACGUGUACACCAAGGAGGGCAUGCUGGAUGAGGUCAAGAGGGCCUGGAGGAAGGACAUGGGGAAGUGA